GUGCCGACCGCCGCGCGAAUCACUCGCACGCCGUGCAGCGCGCUCACGUUCGCGACUCGACUCGUGCUACCCUGUGUACCUGUGCCCUGUGUUAUACCCCUGAAAGUACGUAAACAAAACACACUAACUUACCUGUGAAAGUGCGGUCCGGAUUUAUAUUGGAGCGGCAUCAAACGCGUGCGUAUUGCUUGUUUGUUGCGAGUGAUAGAAUCUGUUGCAUUCUGCAGGGCGCUACCAGUGAUCAAGUCCCCCGUACCAGCAUGUAGUAGUCAGUGAACGAUAAAACCACAAAUUUUCACUCGCGUUUUAAAUAAAUUAAAAAUGGCCGACGUUCUCGAAAUCGACCCCGUGGACGAUGACCUCGGUUACGAUUACGAGACGACAAAGAUCCCCGACAUCAUUGCUCCAGACGAGAUGAUUGAGUCUGGUUACCAGGAGGGGUCUGAACAAAGUUAUGGGGAUCGUAGGGAUUCGAAGGAAGGUUUUGGGGGUGAAGGUGACUCUGACAGUGGCGUGGAUGGGGUGAGCAGUGGCUGUAGUGUAGCAGAUGACUGUCCCGUGGUGUCGAUCAAUGAUGUGGUGGCGUAUUACGAUGACAUUCGUCCGAGGCGGCGGCAUGUACCGCAGCUCAGCUUCUACAACGUGGACAUCGAGCGCCUGGCCAUGGAUGCUCUCGUUCAGAGCGAGUCGAGCUACACUUCAUCAGAAGAGGGCUGCGGUGGAGGCGAGCGUCACGCCGUGCUCAGCUACGAGCAAGUGCGGCGGCUCAACGACGUGAUGGAUGAGGUGGUGGCCAUCCACGGCCGCGGCAACUUCCCCACGCUGCAUGUGCGCUUGCGCGAACUGGUGGCGGGCGUACGCGCGCGUCUCGAGGCACCGCAGACUGCGGGCGGCGCUGGCGUCAAUGUGCGUGACGUACGCCUCAACGGCGGCGCAGCCAGCCACGUGCUGGCCGACCGGCCGCAGCCAUACUCCGACAUCGACCUCAUCUUCACGGCCGAGCUGCCCACCGCACGUCACUGCGACCGCGUCAAGGCCGCCGUGCUUGGACACCUGUCCACCCUCAUGCCACCUGCUACACCGCGUCGCCGCGCUUCGCCAGCUGGCCUCAAGGAGGCCUACGUCUCAAAGAUGGUUCGCGUGAAUUCGGACGGUGACCGCUGGUCCCUCAUAUCCCUCGGCAACUCACGCGGCCACAAAUCUGUAGAGCUGAAGUUUGUCGACACAAUGCGUCGCCAGUUUGAGUUCUCCGUCGACUCGUUCCAGAUUGCUCUCGAUUCGCUCCUCGCGUUCCACGAGUGCGCUCAACUGCCCAUUGGCGAGAACUUCUACCCAACUGUCGUUGGCGAGUCCGUAUAUGGGGACUUCAAUGAGGCUCUGAGCCACCUCGCUGAGAAGCUGAUCGCGACGCGGCAGCCUGAAGAAAUUCGUGGCGGCGGUCUUCUAAAAUAUUGCGCCCUACUUGCAAAGGGCUACCGGCCAGCACGGCCAGACAAAAUUAAAACCCUUGAGCGCUACAUGUGCUCAAGGUUCUUCAUCGACUUCCCUGAGCUCGGGCAGCAGCGUGCUAAGCUCGAGGCCUACCUGAGGAACCACUUCGUUGGCAGAGAGGAGGAAGCUCUGAAGCAUAGGUACCUGACCCUACUGCACGGCGUGGUGCGCGAGUCCACGGUGUGCCUGAUGGGGCACGAGCGGCGCCAGACGCUGGCGCUGAUCGAGGCGCUGGCGUGCCGCGAGCUGUGCGCGCGCGCGCCCGUGCUGCUGGCGCCGCAGUACUACGUGUGCGUGUGCGCGUGCGCGGCGUGUGCGCAGUGCGCGCAGUGCGUGGCGUGUGCGCAGUGCGCGCCGCCCGCGCCCUACUGCGACUGCUGCCACGCCGCCUCGUGCCCGGCGUGACCGGAGAUCCUGUACGACCGACGAUGAAUUUAGUGCCAAAUGUAUAUAAUACGGAUAAAUGUAUGUACGCGUAGGAGCGGGCGGCGGCGCCCCGCCGCGUCAAGUUGCUCACUGUCCGCCGAUCAAUUCGCUCGUCAAUUGUCCCGCGAGCUGGCUGUCGGGCCGGCCCGCGGCUCUCGGCCCGCCGCGACGUGAAGUAAUUUCUAGUCGUACUCCUUUCGUGUUGAUAACUUAAUAUGUUAGCAGUACGAAAAUUAUCGUUCACGUGGAUUGUGACGGACGCGCCGCUAGAUAGUGAGUCCGAGUCGAUGGUCUGCCUAUAUAAAAAGACUAGUUAGUUAUUUUUAAGCUUUUACGUAUAGAAGUCUCCAUAAAAGUAGUGGCAUGUCUCUCGCCGUCGAAAUAUCACGGAGAAGCGGACGGUCGGAUACGAGUUUUAUUGCUAACUGUAAGUGAGAAAAUUUAUUGCGAG
Molecule: messenger RNA, 2368 nt
Organism: Spodoptera litura
Lineage: Eukaryota; Metazoa; Arthropoda; Insecta; Lepidoptera; Noctuidae
Product: terminal nucleotidyltransferase 5C
Biological process (GO): mRNA stabilization
Molecular function (GO): poly(A) RNA polymerase activity; RNA binding
Source: RefSeq, a predicted model, not a curated record